Plutella xylostella (diamondback moth) is the source of this 1829-nucleotide messenger RNA. RefSeq lists its product as uncharacterized. Gene Ontology annotation, biological process: positive regulation of neuron differentiation; negative regulation of Notch signaling pathway. Gene Ontology annotation, cellular component: nucleus. The record is from RefSeq and is a predicted model, not a curated record. NCBI's taxonomy places the organism in Eukaryota, Metazoa, Arthropoda, Insecta, Lepidoptera, Plutellidae. Gene Ontology annotation, molecular function: transcription corepressor activity; DNA binding.
UAGAUCAAAGUCUAAUUCAAAAGUUCCCAUGUCGUAUAAGUUAUCUACGAAGGGUGGGCCCCUAGGAGAAAUCACUGCACUCGGAAAUAGAACUGCAAAAAAGGAUGCGUUUUUUUGUAUGCGUUCGGGCCUUUUGGCGAAAAUCUUAUUGUUCAUUUCGGGUGGGGGUUCAUAAUAAGGGUUUGUCGGGUAAUGAAAUUUUUACCUGAGCUUCGAGCAAUGCAGUUUGCUUUCGUGUUUAAAGAUUUUAGUUUAGUGCGCGCUGUUCAUUGGAUUACAGACUAGAAUUACGAUUUUGUUUCGUUGUGAUGUCGAAGUUAAGUGGAAGGUGGUUGUUGGUGGAAUGGGGUGACGGGAACUCGAGUGUCGUGAAUGUGCGGGCGCUGGUGGAUGGAGACCGGGAGCUGAAGGUAGACGACGAGGUGGUCAUCGGUCGCAGGGGCGGGCGGACUCGGCGCGGGAAACUUGUUAACGUGUCGGACGACCGCGCGUGGCUGCAGCAGCAGGUGAUCACCAUCACGGCGGAGCCCGAGCCGACGCCGCGGCUGUACGACGAGCCCGACCCCGGCGCGGGGGACUUCUCCGCCAGCGACUCCGAGUGGGGGCCCGACUCGCCUGACUCCAGCGACUCGGAAAAAGAGACCCAAUCCAAAAGAAUCAAAAUAGAAGCCAUAAAGAAACAGUACAGCAACAGAAGUAUCAAGAAGUCCCGGACACCGACAUUACGGGCCGAGGCCGUAAUUCCAGCGAGCAUGCACACAAACAACGCCAACCAAUCGCUAGGACAUGCUAAAGUUAAGAAGAGAAAGCUUCAAGAGGCAAGACGAAGCCUGCCAGUGGAACAAGCCAUACCUGACUCUACUCGCAGCCAAUCAAAACCGAGGAAAAGACCUCAAGGAGCCAUACCCAAUGGAAACAUAACAGUCAGUGCUGAAGAAUUCGCCAAAGUUAAAAGAGACCUCAGCGAGUUCAGAAAUAUGCUAAAGCUAAUCAAAGACACUGUUGCUAGUCUAAGAACAACAAUUAAUCCAGACCAUUUGUAUGAAACGGUAUACGCCAGUGUGACACCUUCUAAGGAGAUACCUCGACCUCCAGAAGUAAAUGACGAGGAACUGGUUGAAGUCAUAGUACCUGAACCUGAAGAAAUAGUCGAACCAGUCAAAGUAUUAAGAGAAGCCAUGAAACUCGCCAAAAUAGUAAAACCAGUCAAGUAUGGAUUAAUUAAACAUAAUUCGAGUAAAGCAGACGCAGUCGUGGAAAAGGCGAAUACACAUAUAGGAACGAAACGGCCUGCUUCAAAUCAAACGACUAACUCUAGUGACAGUCCAGCACAUGCUUCUAUAAUUAAUGACGAAAUGGUUCCUAUUGGAAGCGGGAAGACCAUGGUACCAAAGUAUGUGUAUUCUAAGAUCAAAUGGGACUCCUACACGGCGGCAACGCGCAAACUCCUCAUGACUGUGUUUCCACGAAGAAUCCUGGCUACGCAUUCUUUAACCGGCAAGCAGUCCCCUGCGUUCGCAGACAGGCCGGCGAAGCUCUGUCUGGAUCAGAAGAAGGUGACCGACAUCAUCAUGACCGUCACCAGGAACUGCAAUGUCAAGGAACGACUUGUCAGGGCCGCCAUAACCACGAAAUGCGCUGACGAGAACAAAAUGCUGCGAAUGAGGAGCAAGAUUCAGAAGACUAAGGAAGCUGGUUCCACCCCCUUCCGCAUCCUCAACAAUCAGGAGAAUCUACCACCAGAGAACGCUAAACGCUAACCCUAGACGUUUGUAAAGACUGUUUUUUUAAUCUCAGAUACUAAAUUGACAGAUUCUGAACGGUUCAUC